This is a messenger RNA of Orbilia oligospora ATCC 24927, 1146 nucleotides long. RefSeq lists its product as uncharacterized. Gene Ontology annotation, molecular function: metalloexopeptidase activity. Bases 1 to 1146 code for a protein of 381 amino acids. Lineage: Eukaryota; Fungi; Ascomycota; Orbiliomycetes; Orbiliales; Orbiliaceae. The record is from RefSeq and is a predicted model, not a curated record. The transcript is spliced from 2 exons. Gene Ontology annotation, biological process: proteolysis.
AUGAAGUUUGCUCUUGCAUUUUCCGCCCUUGCGGCUUCCACAGCGGUUACAGCUCUGUACAUUCCAGAGCCCAAGAUCAAAGAACCAGUCUACACAGUCGAGCUAGCCCCAGGUGAAACCAGACAGAUUACCGAAUCCGAGAAGUGGGAACUCCUCGGACAGGGAAAACACUUCAUCGAUAUCACAGACUACCAGCACAUCGACUCCCGCCGGGUACAAGUCUCAGCUGUCGCCUUCCCGGCCUCAGUAGCCCAUGAGGACGUCGUGAAGCCACUUAUCACCAAGCUUUCGGCCAACAAUAUUUACACCAAAUUGGAGAAAUAUACUAGCUUCAAUAACAGAUACUACAAAUCUGCUACUGGAAAGGAAGCUGCUGAAUGGCUGCUUCAGCAGGUCCAAGAUAUCAUCUCUGGCGCCGGUGGUAACAGCACCCGCGUCGCUGCUAGCGUAAAGCCCUUCGUUCAUCCAAGCUGGGGCCAAAACAGCGUUAUUGCUACCAUCCCCGGCAAAUCUGCGAACACAAUCGUUGUGGGCUCCCAUCUUGAUAGUGUCAACCAAAGAAACCCAACCAAUGGUCGUGCCCCCGGUGCCGACGACAAUGGUAGCGGGUCCAUGACCAUCCUCGAGACCCUCAGGGUACUUCUUUCCGACCCAGAAGUCGCGGCGGGACAAGCGCCAAACACCAUCGAGUUCCACUGGUAUGCAGCUGAAGAAGCCGGUCUUCUUGGCUCUCAAGCUAUUUUUGCAGCCUACAAGAAGGAGGGACGACAAGUCAAGGCCAUGUUGAACCAGGAUAUGACUGGAUACGUUCAGGGAACCUUGGCCGCCAACAAGCCCGAGGCAAUGGGUGUCGUUACCGACAAUGUGGACAAGAACCUUACGGCGUUUAUCAAGAAGGUUAUUGCUGCUUACUGCGCCAUCCCAGCUGUCGACACUCGCUGCGGAUACGCCUGCUCUGACCACGCUUCGGCAAAUAGGAAUGGAUACCCAUCUGCCUUUGUCAUCGAAUCCGCCAUGGAGCACUCUAGCGAUUUCAUCCACGGUACCGGUGAUACCAUCGAUACUGUUAGCGCUGAGCAUAUGCUCGAACACGCAAAGAUGUCCUUGGGAUUCGCAUACGAACUCGGAUACGCCGAGGGUUUGUAA